GGAGACUACGUUGACCCAGAUGUUUCUGAUGAUGAGGAGGAGGAGGAGGAGGAUGGUGACAAUGAUGGUAACUACAUUGAACCUUCAGAGAAUCCAGCUCCCAAUCCAAUGUCUCGUAAGAGAAACAAAGCUGAAAGGAAGCAUCACACAUUCCCCGCACACGUUCCAGAGCAUCCACCCAGUCCUGAUUUUUAUGAAGUUCCUGACAAAGAGGAGACGUCUACAUCUCCUCAAACAAACAGAUUGGGUCUGGUUUUUGUAAACAAAACUCAAUCAUUACCAAAGCCCUACCCCAGAUGAGACAGCAUUUACGUGUUACUUCAGAGUCAGUGGGCGGGGUUAAUGCUGAUAAAAUCAAUAGUUCUGGUCUCAUCAUCAUCAUAAUUACGAUUUAUGACCAUUGAAUUGCUUCUGUGUAUGAAAAGUGCUUUAUAAAUAAAGUUGCCUUAUGAAAUGAUGAAUAACUUCUUUAUUUCUGUGUUAAUUCUGAUUGUAAAGACUAAACAAACUUUUCUAGUUUUUUAUUGAAAUGCUGCAGAUUUUGCAUUGACUAUCUUAUUUCAUUAACAUUGAGCUG
Nothobranchius furzeri (turquoise killifish) is the source of this 577-nucleotide messenger RNA. The record is from RefSeq and is a predicted model, not a curated record. NCBI's taxonomy places the organism in Eukaryota, Metazoa, Chordata, Actinopteri, Cyprinodontiformes, Nothobranchiidae.